CACAAACCGGCCAAAAAGCCCAACGCGCCGCACGCCACCGCCACCCUCUUCUUCCUCCUCUCGCUCCCUCCCUCCUCCGUCUCCGCCUUCUCCUCCAAGCUUCCUCCUCGGCCUCGCCGCGCGCGAGCCCUCGUCGCCGGAUUCCCCAGCUCGAGCGCGCGCUGGGUUCGAGAUUCCGAGCACGCGCGCGGUGCUCCGACGUGAUGGACGACGAGAAGAGGCCGAGGGUGGGGGAUACUGCCGAGAGCCCGCGGAAAUCCCCGCGCCUGGUGCACCGAAUUCCGACGACGACAGAUCAGGCCGAAUCUGGAGUCGGUCUCAAGUCCUUGCUUGGGUUGAUCAAAAACAAUCCGAGCAAGGAGCUCGAUGACCCAAAUGCUGCCUCUCUCGGCGUGAUAGACGUGGAGAAGAAGGCAGCAAGGCCAGGGGAUACUGCGGCAACGGCGCUGGAUGUGAACGAUUGGUGGGAGAAAGUCGUGGCGUUACAAUGGAUGGCAUCGGUCGGCGGCGACUGCCGUGCUCGGCGGUGCCGGCACGUCUUGUAUGGGGAGGAUGACAUUAAUUUGGCCAUAGCACUGAUCAAGACCUGCGAUGACACCCCAAUGUGUAAUGCUGACAAUUGUGGCAAUACUGAGGGGAGGGAAAUCUCGGCGUGCUUGGAUUGCGAAUCGCGUUUCUGCACUACACACGGGAAAUGGCACGCCUCGGUCAACAAGCAUUGGGUUGCUUUGGUGUACAAAAAGCCACAUGUGGCGUAUUGCUUCGCGUGUGAAGAGUGCUAUUUCAUCAGAACUGAGCAUUUUGGGGUGGUAAUGGACAACGAGGAUGACUAUUUCAUCAGUUUACGUGAGGAGGAUGAGAAGGGAAUGAGAGUUGACAAUGUGGCAGGUGAUCAUGCAUCUGGGUCAGUUAUUGGGCAUGCCUGUCCUAUUAAAGGGAUACCGAAUCUUGGAAAUACAUGCUACUUGAAUUCAUUGCUGCAGUGCCUCCUUGUGCUUGGAAGACUGCGGGCAGGGAUAUUAGGACUAGAUGCUCCAUUGGGGCUCCUUGGUAGCUCACUGCGAUCUCUCUUUGAUGAUGCAGACAGUGUAAAUAAUGCAGGAGGCCUGCUGGACCCAGAGAAGCUCUUGGCUUGUGUACGCAUGCUGAACCCAGAGUUUAAAGGCAAUGGUAUGCAUGAUAGCCAGGAAGCACUUUGCAUUUUGCGCACUGGUUUGGACAAGGAGGAGAGGGCAAUGAAGCUGUCUAACAUGCAAGCCGGUGCUCCCAGUGCAGUGGCUCCUACAGUUAUUGAUUCCAUUUUUGGCGGUCAGCUGUCUGUUACCAGUUCAUGCAAACAUUGCUCAGUUAGAUCACUUUCCCAUGAUGUAUUCCAUGAUCUCUCAGUGCCACUACCACAGGAGUCUCCAGCCAAAAGUGAUGAAUUAUCACCAUGGACUAAAGGUCGCAGAUCUCCACGGAAGAUUCGUAUCAACCUGCUUUCAGCAAUAGACAAACACAAAAGUGACAAUGAAAAGACUCAGAGUCCUGCUUCAGAAUUGGAAGAUGUGUUCUUGGUGAAAAGAUCAAAGCCUUUAAAAGUUGAUUCUACCAAAGUGGAACAGAUAUCUCAUAGCAUGGAUGCAGGUGGUCCUUUGCAGACUAGAAAGGAUAAGGUCCAAGGAAAGGUUGUUGAUGUCCUUCCCCGCAUUCCAGAAGAUCCUGCUUCACCAUCAUUUGUUUCUCCACUAAGCGAAGAGAAAAAUGACAGUGCUGUUCAACCAGAGGUUAGUACAGAAGCCAAGAUGACCGCUUCCUCAGCAAAAGUUACUACAAAAGACAAGGGGAAAACUCAGAUUAGCGAUGUUGUUUAUGACAAGGCACAUGAUAUCAACUCUCUUGCAUCGAUUGAGAAAUGCUUGGAAUUGUAUCUUGAAACAGAGAUAGAAUGGACCUGUGAGAACUGCUCCAAAGUUCUUAAGAAGCCAGGCAUCAUGUCAAGUACUAAGGAGGACACAACAGCUGGAGACCAGAGUGAACAGUUAGAGAAGAGUGCACACCAAGUGGAAGAAAACCAAAAUGAGCAGAAAGAUAAGAAUGAAUGUCCCAUUCAAACACGUCUUAUUCGCAAGUUGCCACCUGUAUUGACCAUUCAUCUGAUGAGAUAUUUGGAGGAUUUAACGAAGGUGAUAGGACAUGUGAGCUUUAAGGAAAUCCUUGAUGUGGGGCAGUUCAUGGAUCCCAGCUCUGAGGACAGAGAUAAUUCCCGCUAUCGUCUAGUUGGUUUUGUUGAGCACCUGGGCCCUAGCAUGUAUGCAGGGCAUUAUGUUGCUUAUGUGAGACCAAGUCCUCCGCAGCAGACCAAUGGCUCUUCCUCAUGGUUUCGUGCAAGUGAUACCGAUAUCACAGAAGUCUCUUUAGAAGAAGUUCUCAAGCGCGAGGCUUACCUUCUUUUCUAUGAGAGGAUUGAAGGCUAAGGUGUCUGGAAUCCUGUAUCCACCAGCUGCUAAUCAGAAUAGCAAUCACAAAGGAAGCAGAUGUUUUCAGAUUAUCAAGCAUUAUUUGGGCACGAAGGAUUCAAUUUUAAUCAGUGUACAUACUGUACUGACGUAGGCUCGUGAUCAAGUUGAAUUUCGUUGCUUUUGUCUGAGUCAUUGCAUGAGCGCAACACGUACAUACCAGUUGAGAGAUUUGGGUUGUUCUUGAACAACUGAUUAUUUCCACUUCUCUUUUGUCCAUGAGGACGAUAUUAGGAAUUCAUUUGAAAAGAAAACAUCAAAGUUGGACAUUUUGCAUUAGAGGAUUGAGCAAGAUGAAUAUAUAGGCACUGGUACAAUUUUGUCGGAUGUUACUGUUACUUGUAGUUACUUUACAGUACUGUAAAAUCAGGAACACAUUUUCUUUUAUACCUUGAGCUUUGCCUCAAUAAUUUUUGUGAUGG
Oryza sativa Japonica Group (Japanese rice) is the source of this 2920-nucleotide messenger RNA. Its product is annotated as ubiquitin carboxyl-terminal hydrolase 2. Gene Ontology annotation, biological process: protein deubiquitination. Gene Ontology annotation, cellular component: cytosol; nucleus. The record is from RefSeq and is a predicted model, not a curated record. Lineage: Eukaryota; Viridiplantae; Streptophyta; Magnoliopsida; Poales; Poaceae. Gene Ontology annotation, molecular function: cysteine-type deubiquitinase activity.